Colletotrichum aenigma is the source of this 1182-nucleotide messenger RNA. RefSeq lists its product as uncharacterized. The transcript has 6 exons. Lineage: Eukaryota; Fungi; Ascomycota; Sordariomycetes; Glomerellales; Glomerellaceae. The record is from RefSeq and is a predicted model, not a curated record. Bases 1 to 1182 code for a protein of 393 amino acids.
AUGGCGAUCCUCGAGCGGCCGACGUCAGUUGCCAGGCAUGGAGAUUUCUGCCUUCAAGGCACCCAGUUCUAUGCUGCCCCCCUUACCGUCGACGCCGACGCCGCCUCCACCUCCUCCUCCGACAUUUACGGCUUCGUCGGCCCCAAGGGCUUCAACGCAAUCGGCGCCAGCACCGAUACAACCUACGCCAGAAUCUACACCAUCUACAUCUCUAACAGUGCCAGCUCGUUGACCCCACCGCCCUAUUCUGGCCCAUCCAACUUCUCAGAAACGAAUGUUUCGAUCCGAGCUCAAGAAAGUCCAGGACCCAUGUACUACCCAGGCUUACCAAGACUAGACUACAAGCUCUACUCACCGCCGAACUUCAGCCUGUCGACAGACUGUAUCGUUCUCUCUUCCAGGUCAGACCAUCUGUCAGCGAGCGCCAAUGCCCUUCUAUCCCUCAUCAGGACCCAGGCAAGCAUCCCGCCCAAGCCUCUCAUACACAUGAAAGGGACGCGAGGACGCAAGGUCGACUUCGACAUCAAGCUCAAUCUGAUGGGAUUGCUGGUGCCGGAUGACACGAGCAAGCGCAUGCAGUACAUUCGCUGUGUCAGUGAGGGCGAGAUGGCGUACAGGGGCGGAGUAAAGCCAGACGUCAUUCCCGAAGUUGGCGAAAGGGAGCUUGAGGAGUGGUGCCGCCGCUUUGUUGAAGAUCCAGCGCAGGUCAAAAGUUUCGCACUUGAUCGAGUAGUUGCAAACUUGGACACGAUGUGGAUCGAAGGUCAAUUGCGAGCCCUGUUGGCCGCGACGCAGUACAAAGGAGUGCUCCAUGUGUCGUUUCCCGUAACGCACGCCAAGGUGGUGGUGCAAAACCAGCCGAAGGCAAACAAGUUCAUGACGAGCAUGAAGAAGCUUUUCUCGGGAAAGCACAAGUAUGAAGUGGUGCAGUCAGUUUGGCCAUUUGCGACGGCGAAAAGCGGUGAUGAAGGCAGGAGAUGCGCUGUACAAAGUGAAGAAGUCUGGUGGCGGGAGUGGCGGGACCCGAUCAGAUACGCAGUCUCGCAAAAGAGACAGAACGGCGCAUACGUGACUAAUGAGGAUAAGCUGGAGGCUUUGAUGGAGGGCAAGGGUCAAGAUUCAAUUGACUGGGGAGGAGUUGAAGCGAUAGACAUGCCAGAUGAGGCCGAGCUGGAGGGAUAG